AUUCGUAAAAAACGUAAAUUUUAUCAAUCAUGUACACAGAUGAUAAUUCUGAUAAAGAGAGUGAGUUUGAAGACAGAAGCCCAGAAGACAGUCCAAAUAUUACAAAAAAAUCUUUAUCCACUGUUGGAUUUAGGAAUAAUCCGGAAAACCAAAAUGCGAGGCCACUCGCGCUGCGUGCGACGCAGUCCUUCACCGGGGCUGUCGAGGAGCUUCGGUUAUGUGGUAACUUCCAAAGAAUCAAUCUUUGCAACAGGAUGAAUGUCAUGUCGGCACCCAAGAUAGCAACGGUAUGUCCAUGUGGAUGCCUCUUGAGACCGGCGACGACGGGCCCUUUCAGGACGAGAGAACAGAACACACUGGCGCUGCAUGUCGUCUCCCCGGAGGUGCUGAGCUACCACGGCUAUUGUUUCGAGCCUUGCCAAAUUGCUAUGUUUUGGAAAAAGGACUGCAGAAUGUUCCUCUGGAAGGGAAAGGCCAAGAUGAAAAACGUAAUUCACGCAGAUUCGUACAGAAAAUGA
Molecule: messenger RNA, 518 nt
Organism: Helicoverpa zea (corn earworm)
Lineage: Eukaryota; Metazoa; Arthropoda; Insecta; Lepidoptera; Noctuidae
Exons: 1
Coding region: 30-518 (162 amino acids)
Source: RefSeq, a predicted model, not a curated record